AUGCCUCGUCUCACGGAAGCCGAUACUAUUCGCAUCCUGGUGGCAACCGACAAUCAUGUAGGAUACGAGGAGCGCGACCCCAUCCGGAAGGAUGACAGCUGGAAGACCUUUGACGAGAUCAUGAACCUCGCCCGCACACAGGAUGUCGACAUGGUCCUCCUUGGCGGCGAUCUCUUCCACGACAACAAACCCUCCCGAAAAUCCAUGUACCAAGUCAUGCGCAGCCUGCGCAAGAACUGCCUCGGCCCCAAACCCUGCGAGCUCGAGUUCCUCAGCGACGCCAACGAGAUCUUCGAGGGCGCCUUCAACCACGUCAACUACGAGGACCCGGACAUCAACAUCUCCAUCCCUGUCUUCUCCAUCCACGGGAACCACGACGACCCCAGCGGCGAAGGCCACUUUUGCUCCCUCGACCUCCUGCAGGUCGCCGGUCUCGUCAACUACUUUGGUCGCGUACCCGAGGCGGAUAACAUCGAGGCAAAGCCUAUACUUUUGCAAAAGGGACAGACGAGGCUGGCGAUGUACGGGUUAGGGAAUGUUCGUGACGAGCGCAUGUUCCGCACUUUUAGGGACCAUAAAGUGAAAUGGUUCCGGCCCAACGUCGAGACAGCCGAUUGGUUUAAUUUGUUGACGGUUCACCAAAACCAUCACGCUCACACGGCCACGUCUUACCUACCCGAGAACGUCCUUCCCGAUUGGAUGAACCUCGUCGUCUGGGGCCACGAGCAUGAGUGCGAGAUUGACCCCAGACAGAACCCAGAGACGGGUUUCCACGUCAUGCAGCCCGGCUCAUCGGUCGCCACCUCACUGAUCCCCGGAGAGGCUGUCCCCAAACAUGUGGCUGUGGUCAACAUCACGGGCAAGGAAUUCACCGUCGAUAAACUCCCACUGAAGACCGUAAGGCCCUUUGUCACGCGGGAGCUCGUCCUCGCAACCGACAAGAGGUUCAAGGGACUCGAGACGAAGAAGGACAACCGCCAGGAAGUCACGAGAAGGUUAAUGGAAGUCGUGGAAGAAAUGAUUGAAGAGGCGAAUGCGGACUGGUACGCCCUGCACGAGGACGUGGAAGACGCGGGCGAUCCUCCUCUCCCGCUCGUGAGGUUAAAAGUCGAAUAUACCCCCUCUAGUGAAGGCGGCAAGUUUGACUGCGAGAACCCUCAGCGCUUCUCCAACAGGUUUGUUGGCAAGGUGGCUAAUACGAACGAUGUCGUCUACUUUUACAGAAAGAAAUCGAGCAGCUCAAAACGCGACAACGGAGCCGCCGAUCUCCCCGAGGAAGCCCUCGAGAACCUCGGCCCAGACAACAUCAAAGUCGACCGCCUCGUGCACGAGUUCCUCGCCGCGCAAUCCCUCAAGAUCCUCCCGCAAGCCCCCUUCGGCGACGCCGUCAACCAGUUCGUCACAAAGGACGACAAGCACGCCAUGGAGACCUUCGUCAGCGAGUCCCUCGCCGGCCAGGUGCGCCAGAUGCUCGAUCUCGAUUCGGACGAGGAGGAUCUGGACAAUGCCAUGGAGACGUAUCGGGCCAAGCUCGAGGAGCAGUUCGCUGCGGGCAAGUUGUCGUUUGGGUCGAGAAGGUUGAAGCCGAAGCCUGUUACGUGGGAUUCGGAUCUUGAUGGGCAUUGGGACCAGCAGCCCGAUGCGUUUGAGGAUGUGGGGAAUGCUACGCAGGGAACGACUACUUCUCGUGCCACCGCGGGACGAGGCGGUAGGACGGCGCGAGCGAGAUCCGCUCGCGAGGACGAAGAUAUGCCCGAUAUUGACGAGGACGAAGAGGAACCUCCCCCGACAACCCGCGGCCGCCGCACAGCAACCACCCGUGCCACAAAAACAACCACAACAAGAAAAGCACCCGCCCGCAAAACCACAACAACAGCAACAUCCCGCACCACCACCACCCGCGGCAGGAAACAAACCUCGCCCCCGUCCGAAGACGACAUCAUGGACGACGACGUCCCUCCCCCUCCCCCCACCCGCCGCACUACCACCGCAUCGCAACGGACCACGGCUUCUUCCGCAAGGAGACAGCCUGCGCGGUCUGCUGCGGCGACGACGGCGACUGGUCGUGCUACGCGCCAGACGAGGUUGAACUUCUCGCAGCAGACGCAGCAGCAGGCGGGGACUUCGCAGCAGAAUGCUCUUGAGAUUAGUGAUGAUGAGAUUUCUGAUGACGAUUCGUUUGAGCCUGUUGCGAAGACGACGAGGUCGAGGAGGAGGAUUCACCGAGGAGAAGAACUCCAAUCCUCCUCGUCGAAACGAAGCCAAUCCAGAGCCGAUCAAGGAAAUGCGACCAUUUCCGCUCCAAAUCAAGAGCCUCGACCAAACAGCCAUUACCUCGCGUACACCCUCCGCUCUUCCGGCUAA
Scedosporium apiospermum is the source of this 2364-nucleotide messenger RNA. RefSeq lists its product as uncharacterized. Gene Ontology annotation, biological process: mitotic G2 DNA damage checkpoint signaling; double-strand break repair via homologous recombination; mitochondrial double-strand break repair via homologous recombination. Lineage: Eukaryota; Fungi; Ascomycota; Sordariomycetes; Microascales; Microascaceae. Gene Ontology annotation, cellular component: Mre11 complex; nucleus. Gene Ontology annotation, molecular function: 3'-5'-DNA exonuclease activity; DNA endonuclease activity; manganese ion binding. The transcript is spliced from 5 exons. The record is from RefSeq and is a predicted model, not a curated record. The coding region runs from base 1 to 2364 and encodes 787 amino acids.